AAAUUUUUUUGUAAAACAAUGCAUUAAUUAUCAAUGAAUUCAGCCAGGCAAGUAUAGGGUUUUAUUUUGGUAACAUAAAAUCUGUAUUGCAAAAUCGUGAUUUAAAAACCUUUAAAUAUCUUAACUUUGUCAGUAUUAUUAUCCUUUGAUGCGAAGUCCUUUGGGUAGGCAUCAAUCCCACCAAAUGAUUUGCUUUCCUAAUGAAGUCCUUUGUUUAUCCCCAAGUAAUCCAAAGUGUUAAGCUUAAACCCCAAGGAAAAAAACCUAAUUUUACCUAAUUUUAAAAAAUAAUUUACAUUACGUAAAUUUUGCAUGCUUAGUACAUUGUGUAGAUUUAAAGAUCUUAAAGCUGAAAAAAUAAAUGUUGAAUGUUAAAAUGUGACAAUGAAAAAUUAUACUGAGGAAGGUUUUGUGAAAGUUCUGAUAAGCUACAACUGGUUUCGAAAUGGCCUCUUUUCAAUCAAUACAGUAUGAGAGAGUGUUCUCAACAGAAGAUGAAGAGGAGGAAUUGUCUGAACUACCACCAACCCUAGUUACUACAAGAGGUGCAGAAAAAAAUGGUAGAUGGAACCAUAUUGAGAAUUUGGAUGACUUUUUCAUAAGAAUAUACCGUUAUCAUCGAGAACAGGGAUUUGUAUGCUUGCUGCUUUCAGAUGUGUUUGCACUGAUCCAAUAUGUCUUUAUUGUUUUAUUUACCACAUUCCUUGCUGUUUGCGUUGACUAUAAACUCCUAUUCCGCGAUCCUAACCCAGUGUUUUCGAAAGUUGUUGAUUGGUCAAAGUUUCGAUUUAUACCUCCUGGGCUGGUGGUGUGUUUGAUAGUGGCUUUUGCAUUUUGGACUGUACGUCUUGUUAAAGUAAUACACAAUGGAUUUAAAGCAUGGGAAAUUCGUCAUUUUUUUCAUCAAGUGCUUCAGAUUACUGAUAACGAUCUUCAAAAUAUGCAAUGGGGUGAUGUACAGCAAAAAAUAGUUGAUGUUCAAGAGGUUUACCAGAUGUGUAUACACAAGAAGGACCUUACAGAACUUGAUAUUCACCACAGAAUCCUGCGUCAAAAGAAUUACAUGAUAGCACUUCAAAAUAAGGGAGUUGUAACUUGUGUUUAUAAAUUCCCAUUCGUUGGGCAUAGGACUUUCUUAACACAAGGAUUGAAGUAUAACUUAAAUUUAAUCCUCUUUAAGGGGCCUGGUGCUCCUUUUGAAAAGAGUUGGAAGAUAAAGUCUGAAUAUAAAGAUUACAGUUGUAGGACAGUGUUGGCAUCAUCAAUGGCAAGACAUAUUUUCUUACUUGGUAUUGCAAAUCUAAUUUUGUGCCCAUUUAUACUGAUAUAUCAGAUUUUGCACUCGUUUUUCAAGUACGCUGAGCUGAUAAAGCGUUCACCUGAUGUUUUCGGUGCUAGAAGAUGGUCUCCUUACGGUCGUUUAUAUUUACGUCAUUUCAAUGAGUUAGACCAUGAAUUUCGAAGUCGACUAAGUAAAUCAUAUGAUCCAGCUACCAAAUAUAUGAAUUCGUUCAUAUCACCCAUAUUAACUCUUUUCGCGAGAAAUAUCGCAUUUUUCUUGGGUGCAGUGUUAGCAGUGAUGUUAGGACUGUCAUUUUAUGACCAAGAUGUUUUGACAGCGGAACACGUCAUUUCAUUUAUGGCUACUUUAGGUAUACUAAUAAAAAUUUGUGCUGGAUUCAUUCCUGAUGAGAAUGCAGUAUUUAAUCCUGAAGCACUGAUGAAACAAAUAUUAUCUCAAACGCACUACAUUCCUGACGCAUGGAAAGGGAGAGCACAUACAAAAGAAGUGAGAGAUGAAUUCUCAAGAUUAUUCCAAUAUAAGUUUGUAUAUUUAUUAGAAGAAUUACUCAGCCCUUUGUUGACACCAUUCAUCUUAUGUUUUUACUUACCGCACAAAGCUCAACAAAUCGUUGAUUUUUAUCGAAAUUUCUCAGUCGAGGUUACCGGAGUUGGCGAUGUUUGUUCUUUCGCGCAAAUGGAUGUUCGAAAACACGGUGGAAAUAACCAGUGGACUGAUGGAAACGAUUCAAAGGAUGAUCGGUUACUGUCUACAGACAGACAAGCAGAGAACGGCAAAACCGAAUUAUCGUUGUUACACUUUUCGUUUAAAAAUCCAACCUGGAAGCCAUCAGAUAGUGGAAAACAAUUUAUCGAAACUAUUAAAGAACAUGCCAUUCAAGAAUCGUUGUCUAUGUCUCAGUCCUUUGUAUAUCAAAGACAAACAUCGAAUAAUGGUUUUCCAAAUCCAGCGUAUUUAGGUUCUAACAAUGAUUUUACAACUUUUAUCGGCAUACAAAAUUCGCUUCAAUCUCUUGCACAGCCCAACGAGAUGAGUUUGAUGCAACAAGAAGCGUUACUUAACACCAGCAUGUUGUAUUACAGACAGUCAAAUGAUCGCAACCAGAGUUAUCCGCCUAUGACAACUAAUAUUCCAUCAAAUGACGCAGCAGAACACGGUGAAGAACAUAUGCAUCAAACAUGGCCUGGUUUAAGUCAACCGGUUCCACAGCCUACCGAAACUAGCCUCGAUACAAGGUGGAACGAAGAAUCAAAGCUAUAACCUUUAAUUUUUUUUAACGAAUCUUAGAAAUAUAGCUUGCUUGUAGUUAUUUUAACAUUUAACAUAAAAUUACACUUUAUCGUGAUGUCACCGUUGGUUAGUGUGUUAUUUAAAAGCAUAGCUUAGAUAUUUACCGCAAUCAAAGUUAAUAUAGGUUAAAUCAUACAGGGUUGACAACCACAUAUUCAAAACUUUUUGCACUCUUUUGUGUUGUUUAUAUUUUUUCGUGUACAAGUUUUAAGUCUAAAUAAUUAAUUUUGUUUGUUUAACUUGUUUUACUAUUUGUAUAUUUAUAAAUAAUGUUUAAAAAAUAUGUAUGUUAAAACGUAGAAAGAACCAAUUUUGUAUG
Molecule: messenger RNA, 2912 nt
Organism: Hydractinia symbiolongicarpus
Lineage: Eukaryota; Metazoa; Cnidaria; Hydrozoa; Anthoathecata; Hydractiniidae
Product: autophagy-related protein 9A-like
Exons: 22
Coding region: 446-2563 (705 amino acids)
Biological process (GO): autophagy of mitochondrion; protein localization to phagophore assembly site
Cellular component (GO): phagophore assembly site; autophagosome
Source: RefSeq, a predicted model, not a curated record